This is a messenger RNA of Fraxinus pennsylvanica, 825 nucleotides long. The record is from the annotation of a GenBank genome assembly. Lineage: Eukaryota; Viridiplantae; Streptophyta; Magnoliopsida; Lamiales; Oleaceae.
AUGGCCUCUACUGCUGCAACUUCAACCGCUGCUCUUCUCUCUUCCAAAGCCAAUUCCAAUCCCAAGGCUUGCAUUUCCCCCAAAUUCGUUUCAUUUAAAGCUUUUUCUGCUCAAUCCCUUUCCGUCCCGUCUUCAUUUUCCGGAUUCCGAAAACCCUUUGUAUCCCAUGUGCCUCGCUCCCUCUCCUCCCGAUCGUCUCACUCUGAACGACGCAGUUUAGUUGUCCGCGCUAGUGAACUUCCACUGGUUGGAAAUCCAGCUCCGGACUUCGAGGCUGAGGCUGUGUACGAUCAAGAAUUUAUUAAGGUUAAACUGUCUCAGUAUAUAGGGAAGAAAUAUGUUAUUCUCUUUUUCUACCCACUGGACUUCACCUUUGUUUGUCCCACUGAGAUCACUGCUUUCAGUGACCGUCACAAAGAAUUUGAGAAAUUGAACACAGAAAUAGUGGGUGUCUCUGUAGACAGUGUGUUUUCCCACCUUGCAUGGGUCCAAACUGAUAGAAAGAGUGGGGGUUUGGGUGAUUUGAAGUAUCCAUUAGUUUCUGAUGUGACCAAAUCAAUUUCAAAGUCAUAUAAUGUGCUUAUUCAGGAUCAGGGAAUUGCAUUAAGAGGACUUUUUAUCAUUGACAAGGAAGGAGUGAUCCAACACUCCACCAUCAACAAUCUUGCAAUUGGCCGAAGCGUUGAUGAGACACUGAGGACUCUCCAGGCCUUGCAAUAUGUUCAGGAGAACCCUGAUGAAGUAUGCCCAGCUGGCUGGAAGCCUGGGGAGAAGUCUAUGAAACCAGAUCCCAAGCUCAGCAAGGAAUAUUUUGCUGCUAUAUAG